CGGGGCCCAUUUGCAACCUAAUUCAGCCCAGUUUGUUCCCUGGUUUUUGGCCUGUUUAACUAGAGAGAGAGACAGAGAGACAGGAAGAGAGAGGUGAAGACCGCUUCUAGGCUUCUAGCGUCACUGUAAUCUCCUUCAUGCUCAUGAUUCGUCCACAAUCCUGAGAUGAAGUACGUGAAGCCAUUCAAUUUGUUCCAAGAUUUGAUGAAAACGAAGCCGUUAGAACGAGGGCGGUUGCUUGGUCUUGAUGUGGGUGAUAAAUAUGUUGGCCUAGCUGUUUCAGAUGCAAAUAACAAGAUUGCUUCACCUCUCAGUGUACUGCUUCGAAAGAAAACAAACAUUGACUUGAUGGCAGGUGAUUUCCAGAAUUUGGUCUCCGAACUAUCUUUGAAGGGCUUCAUUAUUGGCUAUCCCUUUGAUAGGUCUAGAAGCAGUCCAGAUGCUGUGCAAGUGAAACUUCUUAUUGAUGACCUCUGUAAAACGGGGAGACUAGAAGGUGUGAGAUACACCUUCUGGGAUGAGUGCUUCACAUCAAAGAAUGUGGAAUUAUUGUUGAAGCCUUUGAAUUUGCAUCCAGUAUUGGCUAAGACUAUGAUUGACAAAUUUGCUGCAGUCGGAAUACUUCAGGGAUACCUGGAUUAUGUGAACCGGACUCUGGUGUUGAAAUCGGCAGGGUAGGACCUUUUCAUAAUAGUAGCUGUAACGUCUAAAAAUUUGAUGUAGUAAUUCAUAAGCAAAUCUGAUGAAAUCUGAGCUUACUUAGCUAACCAUCACUUUCUAGAACAAGAAGUUAAGGUGCACAACAUUUGUAGAACUGGUACAGAUUGUAUGUCCAGCAGAUAUUUUGUUUAUUGCAACUGAAAUGCGAAAUGAGAAUCCAAGUAUGUGGCUGAUUCUGUGA
This is a messenger RNA of Rhododendron vialii, 901 nucleotides long. RefSeq lists its product as uncharacterized. The record is from RefSeq and is a predicted model, not a curated record. Gene Ontology annotation, biological process: rRNA 5'-end processing. The transcript is spliced from 7 exons. NCBI's taxonomy places the organism in Eukaryota, Viridiplantae, Streptophyta, Magnoliopsida, Ericales, Ericaceae. Bases 166 to 678 code for a protein of 170 amino acids.